AGUCUCCUGCUUAAUGAAGAUGCUUUGGCCCAGAUCACCGAAGCAAAAAGGCCCGUCUUCAUCUUCGAAUGGCUCCGGUUUUUGGAUAAAGUGCUUGUGGCAGCAAAUAAGGUGGAUGUGAAAGAGAAGCAGAAGAAGCUGGUGGAACAGCUGACGGGACUAAUCAGCAGCGCUCCGGGACCACCGACAAGAAAACUCCUGGCCAAAAACCUUGCUACGCUCUACAGCAUUGGUGACACCUUCACUGUUUUCCAGACUCUUGAUAAAUGCAAUGACAUCAUCAAAAGCAAGGAUGACACACCAGCAUACUUGCCAACAAAACUUGCUGCAGUGGCAUGUGUUGGGGCUUUUUAUGAGAAGAUGGGGAGGAUGCUGGGAAGCUCCUUUCCAGAUACCAUCAAUAAUCUUUUAAAGGCAUUAAAGAGUGCAGAGUACAAAAUGAGGCUGUAUUCAUGUGGACCACUGAACUGGAGAACGUCGCUACUUUGUGUUUCAAGGCCUUGGAAGGGUCUAACUAUGGCGUUCGGGUAGCCGUAGCGAAACUGCUGGGGACGGUUAUGGCCACGGCCCUGAUGCCCAAACAAGCAGCUGUGAUGCGUCAGAAUGUAAAGCGAGCCACUCUGGAGGAGGUGCUGGAGCUCAUGGCCACAGGCUUUCUGCGCGGUGGAUCUGGCUUCCUGAAGAGCGGAGGAGAGAUGUUGAAGGGGGGAGGCUCUGUCAGCAGGGAGGUGCGGGUGGGCGUCACACAGGCAUACGUUGUGUUUGUGACAACACUUGGCGGUCAGUGGCUUGAGCGCAACUUUGCCACGUUCCUGUCGCACGUGUUGGACCUAGUGUCUCACCCUCGGGCCACGCAGACUCACGUUGAGGCUGUGUACUCGCGCCGCUGCGUCUCCUUCAUGCUGCGCGCCACCUUGGGGGGCUUGCUUGGAGAGAAAGCACAAAUCGCAGCCGGCAAAGAAAUCUGCCAAGCCAUCAGCAAGCAAAUGAGGGCUGUGGGUAAGGAGGAUGGGGGGGAAAUAUCACGGUUCAGAGCAUUACAGAGUAAGUACUCAUCCAUUAUUAUCACCUUUUAAUUCGCUCCUCAUUCAGUUUUGAAAUCUGUUGCAUGGCUUGUGCUUAUGUUGUGUGCAGAGACCGCUUCUCUUUUUCUUUUAUUUCUCUGCUUUUCCUUCUGCUUUCUGCCUGUGAGGUUACUUUCCUCUUUCUUCAUAUCCCCUUUUCACCACAAGUAGUAUCAUAAUGUCAGUAAGAUCAUCCAUUACCUGCGCAGCAUAUUAAGUACUCAUGCUUGCAUUAUUGCAUAGCCUUUAUGGCUUUUUUGCCUGUGAAUUCACAUUUUGUUAUUGCCUUAUAAACCCUAAAGAGCAGUUAACGUAACCUUUUCUGGCAUCUAGCAUCUGGCAUGCACCAGCAGAAAAACUGCACGUGCCACUAAAUGCAAAGACACACGACAGGAUGAUGCCAUUACAUCUAAGAGAACAAGACACAGUGUUUUGCAUUAUUUUAUUAAUUUUUUCGCUUUUUAUCAUCACAAAAUUAUUUUCAAAAUCACCCAUACCUCGUUCACAAAGGAUGUUUCUUACUCUGAUUUGCUUUGCAACCUUUAAACCGAUGUACGUUUCAGAACUUCUUGGUGUUAAGACAGAAUUUCUAAAAAUGUUGGAUUCUCCUGGGUUCUUUGUUGUUCACUCUGUACUUGCUGCUGUAUUUUUUUCCAUCUAGUUGGAUAUGUGAGACUUCUUGAAAUGGGACUUUGAGAAAUGUCUAAGCUAAACAUAAGUGGGAAAAUGUUACCGGGAGCCAUGAUAGAAGUAGGACAUCUAGUAUAUGUGUUUACA
This is a messenger RNA of Haplochromis burtoni (Burton's mouthbrooder), 1841 nucleotides long. Its product is annotated as HEAT repeat-containing protein 5B. The record is from RefSeq and is a predicted model, not a curated record. Gene Ontology annotation, biological process: retrograde transport, endosome to Golgi; endocytosis; intracellular protein localization. Gene Ontology annotation, cellular component: membrane; endocytic vesicle; Golgi apparatus. Lineage: Eukaryota; Metazoa; Chordata; Actinopteri; Cichliformes; Cichlidae.